Messenger RNA from Pteropus alecto (black flying fox), 1637 nucleotides. RefSeq names its product SDE2 telomere maintenance homolog (gene SDE2). Gene Ontology annotation, cellular component: nucleus. The coding region runs from base 45 to 1397 and encodes 450 amino acids. The transcript has 7 exons. The record is from RefSeq and is a predicted model, not a curated record. Lineage: Eukaryota; Metazoa; Chordata; Mammalia; Chiroptera; Pteropodidae.
CGUCAUCCAGAGGCGCCGGGUGUCUGUUUCCCGGACUGGGUGAAAUGGCGGAGCUGGCGGCGCUGGUGUGGAUUCGCGGCCCCGGCUUCGGCUGCAGGGCGGUGCGGGCUGCCUCGGCCCCGUGCUCCGUCCGAGACCUUAUCCACCGACACUGCCAAGAUCAGGAUGUUCCAGAGGAGUGCUUCUUUGUGAAAUGCAAUGGAUCGCUCGUUAACAUCAACGACACAGUACAGCAUGGAGCUGUUUAUAGUUUGGAACCCAGACUUCGUGGUGGGAAAGGAGGAUUUGGGUCUAUGCUCCGAGCACUCGGUGCUCAGAUUGAGAAGACAACCAACCGAGAAGCUUGCCGGGAUCUCAGUGGAAGGCGGCUCAGAGAUGUCAAUCACGAAAAGGCAAUGGCUGAGUGGGUAAAACAGCAAGCUGAGCGAGAGGCUGAAAAGGAGCAGAAGCGCCUAGAACGACUGCAGCGGAAGCUCGCAGAACCCAGGCACUGCUUCACCAGCCCCGACUACCAGCAGCAGUGCCACGAGAUGGCUGAGCGUCUGGAGGAUUCUGUCCUCAAAGGUAUGCAGGCCACCUCCAGCAAGAUGGUAUCGGCAGAAAUCGGUGGUGAGACUCGGAAGCGGCCUAACAAAUCAAAAAGAGACGAAGGAACCAGUGCAGCGAAAAGGAAGUGCUUUUGGUUGGGCAUGGAAGGACUAGAGACCGUGGAGGGGUCCGUCUCUGAGAGUUCCGAUGACGACAGUGAUGACGCACCGAGCACUUCAGGAAUGAGCUUCCAUGUCCCCAAAGCUGACAGCGAUGCUGUCGAGAUGGCGGUCGAAUGUCCCAGCAGUUCUCAGAGGGCGACAGGGUUACGUUCAGACUCCAGCUCACCAGGACAGCCGCAGGCCCGGGUGCCUGACUCCGGGAGUGGCGUUUCAGAGGACUCGUGUGCCGAGCUGGGAGAGGUGCCUCCCGAGGUGUCCGUGGAAAGGAAGAUGGCUACAGAAACGGAGAGAGCCCAGGAGAAGAAGGAAGCAGAGAGCAAAGAACCCACAGAAGAGGAAGCAGCUGAGGCCGAACUGAAGAAAGAGAAAGAGACAAAAGAAAUGACUGAUGGGGAGAGGGCCGCCAAGGCAGCGCCUGCAGAAGACGGGGAAAGCCCGCCUGCCGGACUGGAGGCGGGCCAGCCGGAUGUGGCUCAGGAAUCUGUAGAUUUACUGGCGUUCAGCUCUGUUGCAGACGUGGAGUCGCUGGGUCUGGAGAAGCUUAAGUGUGAACUCAUGGCCCGGGGGCUGAAGUGUGGGGGCACGCUCCAGGAGCGGGCAGCAAGACUCUUCUCCGUCCGGGGUCUGGCAAGGGAACAAAUAGACCCAGCUUUAUUUGCCAAGCCUUCGAAAGGGAGGAAGAAGUGAAUUUCAUCAGAGCCGAUUUCAUUUCUUUCUUGUCUGGCACGGAUAACCUGCGUGAUGUUGGCUCGUGGCCACUAUUCCUGUUGAUAUUAAAGCUGACUUUUUAAUAACUAAAUUCUAACUGGCCUCUUUUUCAUCAUUACAUUUAUAGAAUUAAUGUGUGAAACCAGCUGGUCUGACAUUUUUGUGGGAAGAUUUUUUUUCCCAACAAAUUUAAUAACAAUAAAGCUUAUUCAGAUUUUU